AUGCCUGCCACGCACGUCGUACCCAUCACGGCCGAAAAGGUGUACUUAGUGACCAAGAAUGGCGUAGAAAAAUCCGCCCACGUCCUGCAAAGACGCGAUGGCGAGGUAUACGUGCACUACCUGGACACCGACAAACGGCUGGACGAAUGGGUGAAGGAAUGGCAAUGCAGACUGGAUGAAUCCCAACCACAAGCAUUGUCUGAACCGACGAGCAGGAAGCGCAAACGAGGGUCUCACAGCUCUGAGCCUUCGUCUUCCCGUCGCGUCUCAGCCACCCCGGACGGCGGUAUUGAUGAAGAAGACGGGACAACACAGCUUGCGGAGGUCGUCAUGACGGAAGAGGACUUCGACUUGCAGCACCAUAAGCAAAUCAACUCCCAGAAGAAUUUCGACACGAUCAUUUUCGAAACCUGGAAGAUAACGCCCUGGUACUUUUCACCGUAUCCUUUAACCGAGAGCGAGGUGGACGAGGUUGUUCCUGUGCCUUCAAAUCAGCCCUCGCAGAAGAUUCCUGGGGUGGCACGAGCUACGGCAAGGUCGCAUGGACGGACGUUAGAUCUGCUGGCGGGCGGUCUCACAAGGCAAAACGCGGUCAACCCGACUCUAUGGGUCUGCCACUUCUGCUUCAAGUAUAUGGUCGACGGUAUUCCUUGGGAGCUGCAUAAAAAAGACUGCAAGAUGAAACACCCACCGGGGCGGAAAGUGUAUCAAAGAGGAGCUCACACUAUAUGGGAGGUAGAUGGGGUCAAAGAAAAGCUGUAUUGCCAAAACUUGUCACUUUUUGGAAAAUUAUUUAUUGACGUUAAGACUCUAUUUUUUGAUUGCGAUAACUUCCUUUUUUACAUUCUUACCGAUGCCAAGUCGUCGGAAGACCACAUUUUGGGUUUUUUCUCCAAGGAGAAACUGUCCUACGAUGACUACAACCUAGCAUGCAUUAUGACGCUUCCUCAAUACCAAAGAAAGGGUUAUGGGAUGCUGUUGAUUGAAUUCAGCUAUGAACUAUCACGCAGAGCUGGGAAAGUUGGCAGUCCAGAACGGCCAUUAUCUGACCUUGGACUACGGAGCUAUCUCGCGUAUUGGGUCUCGACAAUAAUCCGCUUCUUAAGGCGGGUGUUAUCAGUCCUCCCUCCAGACGUCGUUUCUUCGAAGAAUGAAAACACGUUCCCGCACAUGAGGGACGAUAUUCCAGGAUAUAUCUCAGGACAAGUUGAAAGGGUUCACGUAAAGCAAAAGAAGAAGUCCAAAGGCUUCGACGGCGAGGUCUCUGGAACGAAUUCGGAAGCCGCGCUGUGCAUGACGCCCCUUCAGUCGAUUCAAGAUCCGGUCUUCACCACCAAGCGUGUAUUCGAAACAACGCCGAACGAACAUGGUGGUGCAGACACGAACAUCAAGGUUGAGUGCACUCUACAGGACAUCGCGAAAGCGACGAACCUCCGCAUCGACGAUGCAGCCUUCGCCAUGCAUGAAUGUGGCCUCCUGAUGCGCCGGAUGAGCAGGACAGAGGAGAAUGAUACAAUCGUCAUCACGCGGUCGUUGGUUGAGAAAGUGGCCAAGGAGAGGAAGGUUAAGAUUAUGUAUCUGGACUUAUCUCUAUUGUUGUAA
Molecule: messenger RNA, 1602 nt
Organism: Cyclocybe aegerita
Lineage: Eukaryota; Fungi; Basidiomycota; Agaricomycetes; Agaricales; Hemipholiotaceae
Source: the annotation of a GenBank genome assembly